Molecule: messenger RNA, 3636 nt
Organism: Trypanosoma brucei brucei TREU927
Lineage: Eukaryota; Euglenozoa; Kinetoplastea; Trypanosomatida; Trypanosomatidae
Gene: Tb927.6.190
Product: receptor-type adenylate cyclase GRESAG 4, putative
Exons: 1
Coding region: 1-3636 (1211 amino acids)
Biological process (GO): intracellular signal transduction; cyclic nucleotide biosynthetic process
Source: RefSeq, a predicted model, not a curated record
AUGUGUGUCCUGCAGUGGCGCCACAUGCCCGGCACAAAGAUGAUGUCUUUGGUGCUCCUAAUGAUCGUAUCAGCGGCAUCGUUGUCUGGUGCAGCAGAUGAUAUACACGUUAAAGUAUAUUAUUUGUUGUACGGGGCCGCUGUUCCUGCACAUUACAAUGAUGCGAUCGGCAUUGGUUUCAAUGCAUCAAUGGCAUCAAAGCAGUGGCUUCGUGAGUCGAAUGUGAGUGUGGAAGUUGUUCAUCCGUCAUCGUACGACGCCGAACCCGUUGAUGGCUUGCAGACGGCCAUAGAACAAAACAGGGAUGAGUUAUUUGUGUCGGUUGGGCCCCUUAAUGACGCUGACGCAUUAUCUUUCAUGCCUUUGCUUAAACAGGAAAACUUGGUCACUCUUGGUCCCUACACUGGUUCAAACUCUGUGCGUGGGUGGAACCCAAAUCUCUACUUUCUAUUUGUUUCGCCCGUUGCUGAGUUACUGACACUGCUUCGUUUUGCAGUAACACAACUGCGUUUGCGACGGAUUGGUUUCAUGUACCUGCAGAAUGUCUCAUUUGGGGACAACGAGUACUUGCUAGCUGUGGAGCUGAUGUCGCAUAUGGGUCGUGAAUUGUGUGGCGUGUUCACUGUAAAGAGCUCUGUAACGGGGGAAGCGGAUUCUUCCGAAUUUGACACUGCAUGGAACCGGUUUGCAGAAACGCAUCCGCAGGGUGUGAUCAUUUUUUCACCACUGUCAGAAGAUACAGCAAAGUUCAUAAAGAAUAUGAUUGUUGAUAACCGCACACGGGAUGCGCAUUUCCUUUCCACUUUACCGCAUGAGGCUGAAAUCGAAAGUGCGUGGCGGUGGGCAGCUGAUGCUCUCAACGUCACGUUGAAGACCGACCAAGUGAUAUUAACAGGAGUCGUCCCCAGGCCGACCAGCACUGAAUACGCCGCUGUUCGUCGUUGCCGAAGUGAUGUGGAGUCGUACUUAAACGACCACACCAACUCGGGCCAGUACAGUUCUUUGAAUAUCACAGAUCUCUACGGUGUAGACGGAGAGCCAGUGAUGUACGGGUGGAUCGUUGGUGAGGUGUUGUCCCAAUCCCUAGCGAAUCGCGAGUUUCUUAGUAGCAGGAAGGAAUACAUGGAAUCGCUUUACAGGCAACGCCGGUACGUCAUUAACGACCUUGUGAUUGGUGACUUCGGUGGGGAAUGCGGGUCAGCGGCAGCUGAUUACGGAGCGGCCUGCAACUGCAACCAGGGGGGGAACGUGGUUUACCUGAACUCUCUAUCAAGCGAUUACGCAUUGGUCGACAUUCGCAACGGGUUAACUGUAUUCAAUCCGUCUAGUUGUUACUACGAUGGCAUGAGAGUGGAGUCUCCCGUGAAUGGUUUGAUAUUUCUUUUGUGGGAUAACCCGGCUGCACUAAGAGCCAAUGGGGAGAUAUACGGUGGCGUUAGUGUCCUUACUGGCGAUGGAACGUUUGGUCAAUCCGACCGCUUGUUUUUACAGGGUAGAGCUUCGGCGUCAAGCGCUGCAUCUUCAGCACUGAUGCACGAGUUGGACACUAAGGUUGUUACGGCUCUAUUUGGCGCAGUGAGUGAAGAAAUGCUUGCGACGGCGGAUGUCGUAUUUAUUGACCCUAUAACGCUAAAUCCGGAACUUCGCCAUAACGGAAGCAAUGUGAUCUACCUGUCACCAACGCUGGAACAGCAGUUAUUUGUGAUUUCGGGGUAUCUGGUGCGCAAAGCGUCUGGAAGAGCGUCCGUUUUAUUUCGUGGCAGGAACGCGCAGGGAGUCGAGGACGCAAUUCGAAGAACGUUUUUGGCCACCGGCACCUCGCUGGACUCAUUUGCUACGUUAGACAAGGUUGCGGCAUUGAAAGAGAAGCUUCCGAAAGACGGAUAUGCCAUUGUCAUCGGAAUCAACGUCGCUGAUGUCGGAGAGCUUAAAGAUCACCUUGAUGCUAACCCUGAUGUGUAUGUAUUCGUGCCGUUCUUUGACAUGGCCUUGAUGUACAGUGGUAUCGCGCGCACAUUUAAUGGCAGCCCGAGCGCUUACCGCCUUCUCUUCCCCACGAGUCUGCCCCACUGGGCAGACGUCAACACAACAUCAGAGACCGUACGAAGGUUCCACGCUGCGCUACGUGCUCCUUCCGUUUGGACGCCACUGAGGUUGCUUGGGUUCGCUACCGCAAGGUUCACGAGGACUGUCCUUCAAUUCACGGAAAAGGUGACCCCGAAGACUCUGACCGAGACCAUCUUUGCACAAUCGGUCAUUGCCGUUGACGAUAUGCGGUAUGGCCCCUUUGCCAGUGAUACCUGCGCCGAGCCCCUCGGUGGGGAUGCCAGUGACGCGGAAAGCUGUAUAGUUAACUACGGCGCGACGCGCAUUUCCCUGUGGUCCGCGGCUCGGGCGUUAGACGCCUCAGUGUUGCCACUUACCUCGCCAGUGACACCGUCGAUAAAAUACCUUAAUCCUCAAGAAGGCCAACUCACGAACGCCGAACUUGCAGGCCUUAUCGCUGGCGCUCUCAUCGCUCUGGCGGUCGUUGCGGCAUUGGUAGCAACGAUGUUGUAUUUGUUGCGCCUAAGUCGUAACAACAACCGUGCACCUAGAGAGCCAACUGACCCCGUGACACUAAUAUUUACUGACAUUGAGAGCAGCACUGCGUUGUGGGCUGCACACCCUGAGCUGAUGCCUGAUGCCGUCGCCGCGCAUCAUCGUAUGAUUCGUUCACUGAUUGCGAGGUAUGACUGCUACGAAGUCAAAACUGUUGGGGAUUCGUUCAUGAUAGCGAGUAAGAGUCCUUUCGCUGCCGUCCAACUCGCACAGGAAUUACAGCUGUGUUUCUUGCAUCAUGACUGGGGAACAAAUGCGAUUGAUGAUUCCUACCGUGAGUUUGAGGAGCAAUGCACGGAGGGAGAAUGUGAGUACACACCGCCAACUGCACGGUUGGAUCCUGAAGUGUACAGUCGUUUGUGGAAUGGCCUGCGUGUACGUGUUGGAAUCCACACCGGGUUGUGCGAUAUCCGACACGAUGAAGUGACGAAGGGAUAUGACUACUAUGGGCGGACUCCAAACAUGGCAGCAAGGACAGAGAGUGUGGCAAAUGGUGGUCAGGUGCUGAUGACGCGCUCAACAUACCUGUCACUGUCAGCUGAGGAGCGUGAGCAAAUUGAUGUCACUGCACUUGGUGCUGUUACACUUCGUGGUGUGCCGAAACCUGUGGAAAUGUACCAGUUGAAUGCCGUGCCUGGUCGUGUCUUCACCGCACUGCAAUUAGACCGCGAGUACUUCGACAAGUCAGAUUGUUCCUCCGCAACAGCCAGCGAUGUAAGCUCCGUUCGCGGAGGAAUGAAUGGGUCUUCGCUGAUGAUCGCCAGUUCUCUACAAGCUCUUCUGGGCACAUUCGCCGCAGCACAACGGCGGAAGUUGCUCGUUCCCUUGUGUGAGCGUUGGCAUGUGCCGUUUCCUGCUGGAGCGAAAGACAAGUGGGACGAUAAAUGCUGUGAGGAAAUCAUAUGCCGCAUCGCGGUUAAAGUUGGACGUGUGGUAGAUCUCUGCGCAUCCAGUGGCACCGAACGGUCAGUCAGCACGCUGAGGAGCGCGUCGCUGAUUAUUAUUGCAAACCACUUUGCGGAACAUGAGGCAUAA